GGUGUGGUCGAUGCUUCUGUUUCCGGCAACCGGCGUCCAUUUUCAUUGUUAGCUUAUAGAAGACUGGCGCGUUUCGUGUUAAUGAACGGAUUAUUUAACAAUAAGUGGAAUUUUUAGAUAUACUAAUAAAUGGAGGGUGCGCCAGCUAGCAGAGGUGGCUUUCGUGGUCGCGGAGGUCCAGGUGGUCCAAUGAGAGGACGCGGUUUUGGAGAUAGGGGAAGAGGUGGACCCCCGAGAGGUGGUGGUGGAGGUGGUGGAGGAGGAGGUAUGAUGCGUGGUGGCCGUGGUAGUGGACUUGGAGGUGGUAUGAGAGGUGGACCACCUGGAAUGAGAGGUAGAGGUGGUCCUCCUGGCAGAGGUGGCCGUGGUGGUCAUUUCCCCCCAGGAGGUCCACCAGAACCAGGUAUGUCCAGUGGACCUGGUGGAGGUGGCCCCCCACCAGGAAUGGGAGGCCCACCACGCAGUGGAAGCAGAGAUUAG
Messenger RNA from Megachile rotundata (alfalfa leafcutting bee), 480 nucleotides. RefSeq lists its product as uncharacterized. Lineage: Eukaryota; Metazoa; Arthropoda; Insecta; Hymenoptera; Megachilidae. The record is from RefSeq and is a predicted model, not a curated record.